Molecule: messenger RNA, 1917 nt
Organism: Aspergillus wentii DTO 134E9
Lineage: Eukaryota; Fungi; Ascomycota; Eurotiomycetes; Eurotiales; Aspergillaceae
Product: putative bZIP transcription factor
Exons: 2
Coding region: 1-1917 (638 amino acids)
Biological process (GO): regulation of DNA-templated transcription
Molecular function (GO): DNA-binding transcription factor activity
Source: RefSeq, a predicted model, not a curated record
AUGGCAAGAUAUUCUCAACCAUCUUUUGACUUUUAUCAUCAAUCUCCUUCUACCCUCGACUCAAAACCUGCUUUCACCGAAGAGGACGAGAUGAGUGUGCUAGACGACAAGAUCCUUGACUCCACCACCUCCCCAGAGCUCUCCUCCAUUGCCGACCACCGGAGACCUUCAUAUGACCAUGCGCCGGAUGCCUAUUCGCAUCGUGGUUCUGUCUGGUCCGAUUUCUCUCACUCCGUCUCUAGCUCUCAGUCCCGUCACAACUCCCAAGUCGGGAAUACCAUGUUUGACUCCGCUCCCAACCCCUUCAUGCGGGUCGAUGGCGCCCACCACCACCCUUCUUCAUAUGCUCAGCACGCUCCCUGGUUGUCGAGAGACUCCGGCUCGUGUACCCCUACCGCUAUCUAUGAGCAAUUUCCUUCCGACAUCGACCACAGCUCUUCCGCUCCCUUCUCUGGCGGUGCCGUUGGUCCUGUGAGUGCCAUCAACCUCUCUUCCAUGUACCGUCCCGGGAUGCCCUUUGCCCCCCACGGUGCUGUCGCCAUGUCCCCCCAGUCGAGUCAAGGCUGGAUGCCUGCCUCUACAGACAUGCCUGAUGCUGUCUCUCGUCCGAACAAGAGUCCCUCCUACCGCCACAGCUCCCCCUUGAGUAUUCGACGGGAUGGGAUCCGGAAGAAGAACGCCCGGUUUGAAAUCCCGGCGGAGCGCACCCUGAGCAACAUCGACCACCUCAUCGGCCAGUCCACAAAUGAGGAAGAGAUCAAAGAGUUGAAGCAACAAAAACGUUUGUUGAGAAACCGUCAAGCUGCAUUGGAUUCCCGUCAGCGAAAGAAGCUCCACACUGAGAAGUUGGAGGAAGAAAAGAAGCAGUUUACCCAGGUCAUCGGUGACCUCGAGGAAGCUCUUCAGAACAUGAAGAUGCGUGAGACCGAACUCCUUCGUGAAAAGAACGAAUGGAUGUCGACUCAGCAGCGGGUCCAGCAGUACGUCGAAGGCAUGCACAUGGAAAAGGAUGAACUCAUCCGUGUACACACCCUCGAGACUGCCGACCUUCGCAAGAAGAACAACAUCCUCAAGGAGACCGUGGAGAGGCUGGAGCGACGCGUGAAACCGUCUGCUGCCCCCCUCUCCAACGACUUCUCCGACUUUGAGAACCUGACCAUGGAGAACAGUCCGUGGGAGGACUUCACCAUGGUCAACGGUCUUUCUCUCGAGUCUGAGCCUGUUGCCGCUGCUGCGCACUCUUCCGCCCUGGUCGCUAUGAACGAGAAGGGAUCCGACAAGGCUGUUUCCAGCGACUCUCCCUUUAGCUGGAAUGCUUUUUACAUGUGCCUCCUUUUUGGCGCCUUUAUCGCUUCCAACAGCCCGUCGCUUCCCUCUCGUUCUAUUCCUCAGCUGUCGGAAGAAUACCGUGCUGAGUCGGCCAACGUCCUGAAGGCUGUCCUCGCCUCCUCGCCGCCGGAGCUCGCUCAGUCGAGCCAGCCUGCGGUUGCUUCUUCGGCUACCGGCCCGAUGCCCACCACCAUCAGUGGAGCAGAGAUGGCCCAGAUGACAGGAGGUGCCGCCGCCCCCUCGACUCUGGAUGAGCUGCACGACAGCUUGGCCAUGCCGACCAAGGAGCAGGAGCAGGAGCAGGUCUUCGCUCUCAACGCUGACCAGUACAAUGCCUUGACGACUUUUGAAGAAUCUGGCGUCGACUACAAGCCACAGCAGGCUUCCAAUCUUCAGCAAGCUUUGGCUUCGAUGCGGAGUAACGCGGCACAGAAUAAAGUGCCCAACCGGGUGACCUCGGACGUCUACACCCGAUCCCUCAUGUGGGAUCGGGUCCCUGAAAAGGUGAUCCGUGACUUUAGACGGAUGGUCCAAGAAUACGGCGCCCCUCCCGUCAAAGAAGAAGAAUCUGGAUUCAGUCAGGCUUGA